Messenger RNA from Drosophila subpulchrella, 3357 nucleotides. Its product is annotated as endoplasmic reticulum metallopeptidase 1. The record is from RefSeq and is a predicted model, not a curated record. The coding region runs from base 646 to 3234 and encodes 862 amino acids. Gene Ontology annotation, biological process: proteolysis. Gene Ontology annotation, molecular function: metalloexopeptidase activity. The transcript has 9 exons. NCBI's taxonomy places the organism in Eukaryota, Metazoa, Arthropoda, Insecta, Diptera, Drosophilidae.
GCCAGUCAGUCGGAGGUAACGGUAGCUAAGAGAAGCAUCUCGGGAUUACGAGAAGCACUACGAUAUCAUAAUAUUGCAUUUGGCAAAACUUUAUGGGCAUAUCUGAAGUGACGACUGUGAAAUAUAUGGUUCCAAACUUCCAAUUCGCAAGUGCCGCCGAACCGUGUAUCUUAAGAAUUGCAGGCCAUAUCGAGGUUCCCGUUCCCUUUACGAUACAACUGGACAUUCUCUGCGCCAUAAAAAUAAAACUCGGUUGGCGAUUGCUAGUGCCCCCAGCGCAUUGAACGUAAAAACAACAAACCUAACAAAAUCCCCACCCAUUUUAGCCCGAAAGUGCUAUAAUAGUGCUUGUUUAUCGUGCAGCUACUCCGAUAUCAGAGAGUCGCCGGUACUACCGAUAAUUUCCCCUCGCUGGCAAAUUCCGCAGACCUUCAAUGCCGCUGGGCUUUAUAUAUCUUUAGGGAACCAGAGCGACUGGUACCUCAAUUGGAACUCGAAGGUUGAGGUCCCCGGUUGCGGGCCGAUUUAAGGAUUGAAAAACCGGAGCGGUCUGGCAGUGUCUUGUUAAGUCCUCAAAGUUGAGUCCUUUAAAGGAUACAUCACUUGUGAUUCCCGGAUACCAGUGUAAAAAUCAAACAACACAUUAUGAGUUUCAAUUCCAAGUAUCACAUCGAUGUGGACUUCGAGGUGCCCAAGAAGCUGCAAUGGUACUACGCCCCCGCCUUCUUCGGCUUCUGGCUGGUGCUCUACCUCUCGCUGGUCAACACCCAGAUGAACCACAUGCCCCAGCCACUGACGCGCAGCGAUGAGGCCAGUCACCCGGGCUCCUUCAUUGCCCAGCGGGCCGAAGACACCCUGAUCGAGCUGACCCGGAUUGGACCGCGGGUUGUGGGCAGCAUGGCCAACGAGGAGACCGCCGUGGAGUUCCUACGCGCCGAGGUGGCCAAGGUUGAGGCCGAGAUGAGCGAUCGACUCGAGAUCGAGGUGGAUGUGCAGCAGGCAAGCGGGGCAUAUAUGCACUGGGAGAUGGUCAACAUGUACCAGGGCAUCCAGAAUGUGGUGGUGAGGCUGUCGGAAAGGAACUCCACCAACGAGAACUACCUGCUGAUCAACAGUCACUACGAUUCGGUGCCCGGGAGUCCAGGAGCCGGCGACGAUGGUUCCAUGGUCGUGACCAUGCUGGAGGUGAUGCGAGUGCUGGCCAAGUCCGGCGACCCACUGGCCCAUCCCAUUGUCUUCCUAUUCAACGGAGCCGAGGAGAAUCCCCUGCAGGCAUCGCACGCCUUCAUCACCCAGCACAAGUGGGCCAAAAACUGCAAAGCUCUCGUCAACUUGGAUUCUGCUGGCAGUGGUGGCCGGGAGAUUCUGUUCCAAUCGGGACCCAAUCAUCCGUGGCUGAUGAACUAUUACAGGAAUGUGCCGCAUCCCUUCGCUAAUACACUGGCCGAGGAGCUUUUCCAGGCAGGCUAUAUUCCCUCCGACACCGAUUUUAGAAUCUUCCGUGAUUAUGGAGGAGUUCCCGGUCUGGAUAUGGCCUACAUCUUCAAUGGCUACGUGUAUCACACUAAGUAUGACAGGAUCAAUGCAUUUCCGCGGGCCUCUUUUCAGCACACAGGGGAUAAUGUUUUAUCACUGGCCCGUUCCUUGGCCAAUGCUCCGGAGCUGGAUGAUACGGCGGCCCAUUCCGAGGGACACAACAUCUUCUACGACUUUCUUGGCUGGUUCAUGAUCUUCUACACGGAAACUACGAGCAUCAUUGUAAACGUGGUGGUCACACUACUUGCUCUUCUGGGCAUCGGUAUAUCCCUGUACUUUAUGUCAGUUCGCUCGGGAUGCAGUUGGAAGGGUGUCCUCCUUCGAUUUUCCAUCACCAUUGCCGUACAGUUUAUCUCUCUGCUUUUGGCCCUUGGUCUUGCACUUUUGGUAGCUGUUUUUAUGGAUGGUGUGAAUCGAUCGAUGUCUUGGUUCACCUCUUCUUGGACUAUCUUUGGUCUGUAUCUGACACCCAUUAUCUUCGGGCUGAGCAUUCUGCCCGCUUUGUAUCUGGAGAAGACGAAAAGGGACCCCUUGGGCCUGGGAUUCCGCAUCCAACUAUUCAUGCACUCGCACUGCAUCUGCCUGAUUGCCAUAAUGCUCACCCUGACCGGUUUGAGUAUAAGAUCCGCCUAUCUGAUAAUGCUCUGUGUGCUGUUCGACAUCGUAGCGCUCAUUGUGAACCUGGUAACAAAGUGGCACCGAAAGGCCUACUUGUUCGCCAUUGCCGUCACCGUCUGCCAGAUCCUGCCAUUCGUCUUCUUCACAUAUCUGUGCACCGUGGCUCUGGUGACCAUAAUGCCGAUGCAGGGACGAUCAGGAUCCUCAACAAAUCCGGAUAUGGUUAUAGCAGCUCUAGUUUGGCUAUUUUCCCUCAUGUUCGCUGGAUUUAUUGCUCCACUUAUCAUGUUCUUCCGCAAGACGAGAACGAUAGUCCUGUGCUUCCUAGGAAUCACCAUUCUGUUCAUUAUUAUUGCUGUCACAAAUGCCGGAUUUCCAUACAAAGAAAAGACUUCGCCACAGCGUUACUCUUUGAUUCAUGCCCACCGUCGUCUGCAUAACGCCGAUGGAAGUUCUCGUAUCGAUGAGUCUGGCUUGUAUAUUUAUCCACAAGAUCGCCGCUUUGAGGUUGCGCGAGAUGACAUCGAUGCCAUUGGAGAGGUACACAAAGUAAGCGACUUUUGCGAUGAGGAAAUGUUUUGUGGCAUGCCGCUUUAUAACCACCGUUGGAACAAAGCCAGGGAGUACAGUCUUUGGAUCGAAACGUCGGAACCGCCCGAGAUACCUACCGACUAUCCCAUUUUGGUGCUACAAGACACCAUCGAACUGGAGAGUCCCACGCAAAGGAGGUUUAACUUCACCGUGGGAGGACCUUCUCACAUGGGAAUAUUCAUCAAUGUAAAAAACGAUGCAAAGAUACUGAACUGGUCCUUCAAUGACACCCUCAUACGAGAACAGGCGGAACCACCGUAUAUGGUGUACUUCUCCUACGGACUGGACGACAGUGCUCUUGAGUUCUCCAUCGAUGUUGAGAAGACGACCUCAACGUUUGACACGUCCACCCUAGAGAUUGGUAUCGGGGGUCACUGGGUGACCCAGGACAUCACUGCUAUCGAAAAGCUCAGCAGUUACAUUAGUCGAUUUCCGUCCUAUACCUAUAUUCAGGGCUGGGUCGGCACCUACGAGACCUGGUACUUCUAAGGCCAAGCCACAAUUGAUAUUGCUUCUGAUUUACUAAUUGUAGUCGUUAAGCGUUAACAAUUAACUGUAUAGAAUCUGAUACAAAAUUACAUAUUUUAUUAAACUACAUUACGAAUACUAUAA